AUGGACUGGCUAGGUGGGAAGACUCGGAGAGACGGGAUAGCAGCCUAUGGCCGAACAGCCCGGGACGUGACCAUCUGGGAGACAGAACUCGUUUGGGUUGUGAACCGUGGAAACGGCGAUCCAACAGGAUGUGACUGUCUGGGAGAUGGAACUCGGAUCGAGUCGGGGGUGUUACAACCACCUUCUUGGGAUAGUCCUCCAAAACUAUCUUCCUUGAAGACAAAGAAGAAACUUCUUCCCUACCUUGAAGCAGCCGACCUGGAGACGUCUAGCCAAGCCGCAUCCUACCAAGAAGAACACCUUCUAGCCACACCAGAAGAGGAGAUUGACCCUGAGCUAAUUGAGUUCGUGAAGAGAGAUCAAUUCCAUGAUCUGUUUUCAGAAUCACUUGAAGCAGCCGACCUGGAGACGUCUAGCCAAGCCGCAUCCUACCAAGAAGAAAACCUUCUAACCACACCAGAAGAGGAGAUUGACCCUGAGCUAAUCGAGUUCGUGAAGAGAGAUCAAUUCCAUGAUCUGUUUUCAGAGUAUGCGCUGGAGCACACAGAUCACUUUGACAAUCUUUCUGGAGAGAGAGAGCGUGAAGAAGAAGAAUGGGGAGGUAUACCACCCCAUCCUGAAGUUUUGAAUGAAGAGCUAAUCAAACAUGUGGAGAGGAACCCUUUCUACAAUUCUACUUCAAAGUGUGCAAAGGAGCAUCUAUGCAACUUUGAGCAGCUUUGCCACGACUAUGGACUUGGAGAUAACCCCAAGAAGAUACAACUUUUCCAACUAUCACUAGCUGGACAAGCCAAAGAAUGGGCUAAGUUCAACGCCCAACAUGCUUUCAAGACUUGGAAUGGUUACAAAGGAGCUUUCCUCUACAGAUUUGCUAAAGGUCCCAUUUAUGUCCCACCACCACGCCCAAGCUAUUCACAACACCAUCCAUCAUCACCAGACAUAAAUAAGACACCACUUUUCCCAAGAGAGAGCUAUCAAGCCGCACGCCAAACCAAGAUUGAAGAUAUGCUUCAAGAGUACUUGAGAAAUCAAGAUGAGAGUACAAAGAAGAUGGAGAGGAGAAUCGAUUUCAUCCAUGAGAGUCUUGGAAACAAAUCUGAAGUCCUAUUCAAGCAAGUGAUCAAGCUUGAUGAAGACAUUAAGAAUUUAAGAGAGGAUCAUGAUCGAUCUCUGACCCUAGUUAAGCUUGAUGUUGCUUCCAAACAGGGCCGGCCCAUAGCUAAAGCCCGUAAAGCAAGGGCUUUAGGCGCCAAAUAA
Microthlaspi erraticum is the source of this 1257-nucleotide messenger RNA. NCBI's taxonomy places the organism in Eukaryota, Viridiplantae, Streptophyta, Magnoliopsida, Brassicales, Brassicaceae. The record is from the annotation of a GenBank genome assembly.